AUGGAACUCUGCCCCUCCCCACCCUCCAUCGCAGCUGGGGAGGCUCCCAUCGGGCUCCGGAAGAAAAUUUGUCGGCAUGAGAACUCCCCACCGCAGGCGCGGCCAGAGGCGAACCCGCCGCGCUGCCCUCCACCGCCCACGGACGGUAGCCGGGGCCGUGAGGGGGAGGGCGGACACCGCCCCGGGCCCCGGGCCGCCCGCGGGAUCUGUUCCAACGCUUUCUGCAGCCAGAGCAAUAAAAACUCCUGGCGGACCGUGCCGCACCCGGGGCCGUUCCUUCGCGCUGCGCCUCGGGCCGGAGCCGCCGCCGCUCCCCGGCCGUUGGGGGCGCCCCGGGCCGGAGCCGCCGCCGUUCCCCGGCCGUUGGGGGCGCCCCGGGCCGGAGCCGCCACCAUCUUGUCCCCCCUCGACGGGCGGCUGCGGCGGAGGAUGGGCCCCGCCACGGCCCUCCUCCCGCUGCUGCUCCUCCUGUCGGGCUCCCUGCCCGCCGAGGUGACCCCGUGGGCUCCCACCGAGUCGGCCUGCGGUCGGAGGCCGUUCGUGGACAGGUUCUCCGCGUCCCGGAUCGUAGGCGGCCACGACGCCCAGGUGGGAGCCUGGCCCUGGUCCGUCAGCCUCCAGAUCUCCGGAGGGCGCUUCGGUUACUACCACGUUUGCGGUGGGGUUUUAAUUAACGAGAACGCGGUGCUGACUGCUGCCCACUGCACCACCGGAAGGAUGGACCCCUAUUCCUGGAGAGCUGUUUUGGGGGUGCACAACCUUUGGAAACCUGACAAGCAGACAGCCAGAAGAAGGAUCAAAAGCAUCAGGGUGCACCCAGGCUUCGAGAGGCAGCUCUUUGAGCACGACAUUGCCCUCUUUGAGCUGGCUGCUGCCGUCGGCUACAGCCCUUACAUCCAACCCAUCUGCCUGCCCCCUGCUGACCUCCACCCCGGCAGGGACAACGACACCAAAUGCUUCAUCAGCGGCUGGGGACGGACAGCAGAGAAAGGUAAAACUUCAGCUGUGUUGAAAGAGGCCCAGGUGGAAAUCAUCCCCUCCAGUGUCUGCAGUGGUGCUGAGGCUUAUGGAGCUCUGGUGAACAGCAACAUGAUCUGUGCUGGCUCUCCUUCAGGAGGCACUGACACCUGCCAGGGAGACAGUGGAGGACCCCUGGCAUGCUACUACCCCAGUGCAGAGCACUACUACCUGAUGGGCAUCGCCAGCUUCGGAGUGGGCUGCGGCCGGCGCAAGUUCCCCGGCAUCUACGUCCGUGUGUCCCGGUACAGGGCCUGGAUAAAAUCUGAGCUGCAGCUGAGGAGCAAGGCUGAGAGUCCUGUGAGCAAGGCUCUCAGCCCCCUCCUGGCUCUCAGCUGUGUAGCACUCCUGUGGACCUGGUAAAGGGGUGAGCCACCCCCGUGCCACCCCCUGGAGCUGGCUGCUGUUUGGGAAUAAAC
This is a messenger RNA of Dryobates pubescens (Downy woodpecker), 1436 nucleotides long. RefSeq names its product transmembrane serine protease 12 (gene TMPRSS12). NCBI's taxonomy places the organism in Eukaryota, Metazoa, Chordata, Aves, Piciformes, Picidae. Bases 1 to 1380 code for a protein of 459 amino acids. The transcript has 6 exons. The record is from RefSeq and is a predicted model, not a curated record. Gene Ontology annotation, molecular function: serine-type endopeptidase activity. Gene Ontology annotation, biological process: proteolysis.